Molecule: messenger RNA, 1798 nt
Organism: Trichomycterus rosablanca
Lineage: Eukaryota; Metazoa; Chordata; Actinopteri; Siluriformes; Trichomycteridae
Gene: ogfr
Product: opioid growth factor receptor
Exons: 7
Coding region: 153-1565 (470 amino acids)
Cellular component (GO): membrane
Molecular function (GO): opioid growth factor receptor activity
Source: RefSeq, a predicted model, not a curated record
AGGAAGCGGUGCGUCUGACUGCACUGUGUUUAAUAUGCUGUAUUAAAGCUGGAGAUACUUUCACACAUUCUACCGCGUCAUGGAUGCUUCUAAAGCGCCACUGAAUCUUAUUUAAGCCUCCCGUGUUUAUCUGUGUGUGAGAGAGAGGAAGGAUGGAGGACGACCUGGUGUGUGAGUAUGACUCCACCUGGGACACCGAGAGUGACGGAGAUGAUGUGGGUACAGUGAACGCUGCACGGCGCCCGGGCCCAAAUAAAAAAACAAAGCCUGCAUUUUGGUCCAAUUCAUCCUCCAGAAAUCUGCGGGCAGCGAAGGACAUGCAGAACUACAGACACGGCUAUCCGCAUAUUAUAGACGAGGACUGUACGGAGAAGAUGCUCAAUUUAAAAUUCUAUCUGAACGAAAUCAAGUCGUCUCCUGAUGACGUAUCGAUCGAGACGUUUCAUAAUGACUGGAAAGCUGAUUAUAAGAGGCUGGAGAGAGUUCAUUCCUACAUCCAGUGGUUGUUUCCGUUGCGAGAGCCCGGUGUGAAUUAUAUGGCUACAGAACUCACCAAGAAAGAAAUCCAGGCGUUCCGAGAGAAUGAAGAGGCGAAAAGUCGGCUCGUCGAAUCCUACGUGCUCAUGCUGGGGUUCUACGGCAUCCAGCUGGUGGAUAGAGACACCGGCAAAGUGAAACGUGCCGAAAACUGGAGGGAUCGUUUCGCUAAUCUGGAGAGGAACAUGCACAACAACCUGCGGAUCACGCGCAUCCUGAAGAGCCUGGGCGAGCUGGGCUUCGAGCACUACCAGGCCCCGCUGGUGCGCUUCUUCCUGGAAGAGACCCUGGUCAAGAAGACGCUGAGCAGCAUCAAGCGCAGCGUCCUGGACUACUUCCUGUUCGCCGUGCGCGACAAGCGAGAGCGCCGCGACCUCGUCUGCUUCGCCUUUCAGCACUUCGAACCCAAGGACAAGUUCGUGUGGUGCCCGAGGAGAAUUCAGAAGCGCUUCAAGAACGCCGAAAAGAAGCCGGAGUCGCCCGGGCGGAGCCUGAAGAGAGACGAGGAGGACAGGACGCGCUGCGAGGGCUCGUCUGUGGACCCGGAACCGGAGAGUAAAGGUUCCCCGGGGGUUCCCUCGCCCCUGAACAACGGGGGCCACGCCGAUAACGGGGACAUGGACGAUUCCAGCGGUAGUGACACCAAGAUCGAUGAUGAUGAUGAUUACGAUGAUGACGACGAUGAUGAAGGAAUGAAGAUAAAUCCUGCCAAGACGAGCAAGGACGAAGCGUCCGGAUCCGACCAAAUCGCGAACGAGGAGCCGAGCGUCUCUCCGAAAGUGCCGAGCUCCAGGAAGGACGUCGUUCUGAGCCCCAAACACGUCCUGCCGUCCUCUCCGCUGCCCAAACGGGCGGAAAAACUUCCCAGAACCGACCCCGAGCUUUCGUUAUCAGAUUCUGGAGACGCCGCUCCCACCAGCUCGCCAGAGGAACGAAGGAAUUUGGAGACGAAGCCUGAUGAGGAGAACGUCGUUCCGAAGGACAAAGGAGAGCCGAUGGACACGGAGUCCGGCGCAGGAGGGUCAUAAAUAAACGGGAUGGUGUAGAAGGACGUGUCAUGAACUUUAGUUCGUAUUAAACGGACCGAUCGAAGGAAACGUCUUUAAUUACAGAAUGAAUUGAAUCGCUUUACGUUGUGUUGAAAGAUGCAGAAAUUAUUUACGCAGAAAUAUGUUUUCAUGCUCUGGAGACGUCGGCGCUCCACCUCGUCCUCUCUCAUGUCUGCUUGGUCUUGUCUGUGAUUAAAUUAUUUUUAUUUGGA